AGUUCCUGCGUGAGUUGACGUCCAGCCGCGCCGGCCCGACAGGCUGCAGCCUCCGGAAGCCGCGCUCCGCCGCCGGCUGCGUCUCGGCGAUGGCCCGCAAGAAGAAGAACAAGAAGAAGGAGGGCGAAGGCCGCCUCGUGCUCACCUUCGAUGAGGAGAAGCGGCGGGACUACCUGACGGGCUUCCACCGGCGGAAGGUGGAGCGGAGGAAGGCGGCCCUGGAGGAGAUCCGGAGGAAGCUGAAGGAGGAGCAGCGGAAGCUCCGGGACGAGCGCCACAAGGAGUAUCUGAAGAUGCUGAAAGAUCGGGAAGAGGCUUUGGAAGAGGCAGAUGAGCUGGACCAGCUGGUGACCUCCAAGACCGAGUGUGUGCAGUAUGACCACCCCAACCACACGGUGACAGUGACCACCAUCAGUGACCUGGACCUCUCGGGGGCCCGGCGCCUGGGGCUGCCCCCCCCUGGGAGAGAAGAGGACCCAGAGGCAGAGGAAGCCAUCAGUGCUUUGCCCAAGAAGUCUCGGAGCCCCUUCCUGUCUCAGAGGAUCUCCUCCCUUACGGCUUCCCUCCACGCGCGGAGCCAGAAGCGCGCCAAGAAGAAACGCCCACGUCCACAUCGUGGUCUUGACUCCGCCAAGAAGCCGCCCAGCGCCACACGGACCAGCAAGACGCAGCGCCGCAGGAUGACCGGCAGAGCCGGGAGCCAGAGAGAUGGGGGCUCUGGGUAGCCGUGGGCCCCCACGCCUCCCUUGCGGCCCCUCCUCGAGGCUGGAGUCUUCCGGAAGUGGCCGUGGAGCCCACGCCUCUGCCUUUCUUCUCCCAGCUGAGGGGUCUGGGUUCAAGUGCUGCCCCCACCCUAGGACCAUCUGGCCCGCCUGGGCCCCAGCCUCUGAGCAGCCCCUCAGCCCCUUCCUGUUUCUUCUCAGGGUGAACCUGUGGCCCCCGAAGAGUGAUGACCGCCAGCCCUCGUAGGUAGGGGUGGGCCUGGCUCUGGGACUUCACUGACCACCUUCGACAUUCAGUGAUCUUUAGCGGGUGCGGCCAGUGGCCAUUUAUGAAUCUCUGGCUGUUUGCCUCACGGGUGGUAAGGGACAGUGGCUCCAAAGCCAGCGGCGACUGCUCUGGGGGCCUUCCGGAGAGAGCAGUGGGGCCGGGGACCAGAUCCCAAGGUUUGGGGGGACUUUCUGGAUCCCAGGCGGCACCCUCGGCCGAUCCGGGAGCAGUGGACAGAAGCCAUCGGGAGACCCACGGAGUCUGGAGCCAUCACUGAGCAUAGACCCAGGCACCGGAGACACAAGUCUGAGGCACCGAACCUUGUGGGAAAGGAUUCCCAGCAACCGGGGCUCCCGGGGUCCCCUGUGGCUGGAAAGGUUGGACGGCCUUUUCUCCCAAGAAAACUUCACGUGUGCUGGUCUCAGAUCCAGGCCGAGGAGCCUCUAUCAGUGUGUGCAGAGCCAAGGCUGCGCUGAAGUCCCACAGCGCAGCGCGCAGGUGCUGCUGGAAGCGCCUCGGAGUCACGGCGCGUCCCAUCUCCCAGCCGCUCUCUCACACGCUCACCCUCCUCCUCCUCCCGCCCCAGAGUCAGAACCACAGAUGGAAGAAGCUUUGGCCUCCAGGAUGAGGUUCAGUGACCUCCCCCCAAACCACAUCUGCCAAGUUGGCCUUGGGGGACAGCUCUGAAGGUUUCUCCCAUGUCUGUGCUCGUCCGUGCUGGGGGCGGCGGCCUGAGCGUCUGCGUUUGUCCACGCUGCUUUAUGAAAUUGGAUUUCAAAAUCUAUUUUUAUUUUAUUAAAUGUUUCUCAAUUAUGUUUUUUAA
Molecule: messenger RNA, 1813 nt
Organism: Antechinus flavipes (yellow-footed antechinus)
Lineage: Eukaryota; Metazoa; Chordata; Mammalia; Dasyuromorphia; Dasyuridae
Gene: NOL12
Product: nucleolar protein 12
Exons: 6
Coding region: 90-725 (211 amino acids)
Cellular component (GO): nucleolus
Molecular function (GO): RNA binding
Source: RefSeq, a predicted model, not a curated record